AUGUCACUUUCAAAAGGAUCGAAAGGACUUCUUUCGUACAAUUUAUUUGUACAUGCAUGUAGUGGAUCUGCAGCAUCAUGUGUGGCUUUAACAGCAGCUUUUCCAUUCUUAACAAUUCUUCAAAGAAAGCAAUUGGAUGACCUUAAGGCUGUAAAGAACCUCAACACAUUCCAAUUAAUUGAGUAUUUGGUUGAAAAAGAAGGAAUUGGAUCACUUUACCGUGGAUUAAUUCCAGUAAUGCAAUCAUCAUGCAUUUCGAAUUUUGUUUAUUUCUACGUUUUUCAUUUAUUGAAAUCAUUCCGAACAAGAGAAGAUCAGAGUGCAGCUGGUGACUUGUUACUGGGGGCUCUUGCUGGUUGUGUAAAUGUCCUUAGCACGACACCUUUCUGGGUUGUCAACACAAGAUUGAAGAUGCAAGGACUUAAUUGUGAUUUGCCAUACAAAGAUCUCAUCUCGGGUCUUAAAUAUAUAGCACGUAGUGAAGGCGUACAAAAACUCUGGAGUGGAACAACAGCGAGCUUGAUGUUAGUUGUUAAUCCAGCCAUUCAAUUCUCUGUCUACGAAGCAAUUAAAAGAUAUUUAACGAAAAUUUAUGGUAAAGAAAGCCCAUCGGUUCUUUAUUUCUUUUUCCUCGGUGCAAUUGCCAAACUUGUGUCAACAUUCGUAACUUAUCCACUUCAAUUGAUUCAGACAAAAAUGCGCCAUGGUGACAGCGAUUUAAAGAAAAAUCUACCUCCAAAUGCUGGCACACUUGAAAUGGUUCUUUACAUCAUUAAAAGUAAAGGAAUUAAAGGACUCUAUUGUGGACUCGAAGCAAAACUUUGGCAAACUGUCUUGACAGCUGCGUUAAUGUUCAUGACAUACGAGAAAAUUGUGAGAUUUGUCAAAGUUAUUUUGAGAGCAACUGCUAAAUAGCAGUAAAAAUUUAAUUAAUUAAUUAUUGGUUGCAGUCUUAAUGAGUUGUUUGUUUUUGGUGACUUUGCUCUCUUUCUAGAUUUCUCGAACAAACGUUCUAGUCGUAAUUUUCAGUGAGCAUUCCAUGUAACUUUUAUGUAGUUAGGUAAUAUUUGUUUUUAAAGCUUUAAUUUUCUACUUCGUUUUACUGAAAUAAAAUUGAAUUGGGUGAAACAAUCAAAAAUGAGUUUUUAAU
Clunio marinus is the source of this 1150-nucleotide messenger RNA. The record is from the annotation of a GenBank genome assembly. NCBI's taxonomy places the organism in Eukaryota, Metazoa, Arthropoda, Insecta, Diptera, Chironomidae.